UGAGUGUACAGCUAAACUUCCAGCAGUCUCAGCUCUCAGCAUCUGCUGUCUGCAGUGUUUUCAGAAGACGAUCUCACGGCUCUUCUUGAAGAGUUUGCAUUUCUUCAUAUUAAAGAUGAGGCUCUUUUCUACAGCUAUAUUGAUUUUCUGCCACAUUGUUUUCUACAGAGGAGAAAGUACAUUGACCAGUAGUAACUAUUCCCUCCAUUCUGUAAAGGGGAAUGUAAUGGGCAGGAUCACUUCAGUCAAUGUCAUAGAAGAAACUCUUAAAAACGUAACUUCUUCCUCAAAGAGGAAAAUCAAGUCUACAAGUAUGCCAGCAAGUAACCAACAAUGUGCUCAGCUCUGCCAAGAAAUGUCCUUAAUAAUGAGAGAGAAAAAACUUAACAUGUGCAGAAAUCUACAAAAUUCUCUUAUUUCCUAUGCCAGGAGCACAAAGAGGAUGGUAAAGAGUAUGAUGGAAGAACAUCAAAAAUCUAUGGAAUUCCUCUCCAAUCAGGUGAGUGAACUAACCAAUAAGGUUCUUCUUUUGAAUGCAGAAGUCUUGAAAAAACACACAGACCCUUUCAUUCACAGACCUUUUCAAACUCACGGCUUUGAUUGCAGUGAUAUUAAGGACAAUUUUGGAACACUUUCGAAAGCACCAAGUGGAAUAUAUAUAAUACAGCCUGAAGGAACACAAUUUUCAUUUGAGGCGUUUUGUGACAUGGAUUACAGAGGAGGAGGAUGGACCGUCCUUCAAAAGAGAAUUGAUGGCACAAUUGAUUUCCAGAGAACUUGGCUUGACUACAUGGAAGGAUUUGGAGAACUUUCAGGGGAAUUCUGGUUGGGUCUGAGGAAAACUUUCUGCAUUCUGAAUCAGAAAAACACGAGUUUCAUGCUGAACAUUGCCCUGGAGGCUGAAGAUGGAUCACAGGCGUAUGCAACCUAUGAUAACUUCUGGAUUGAAGAUGAGAAGACCUCCUUCAUAAUGCAUGUUGGGCGAUACUUUGGAACUGCAGGUGAUGCCAUCCGUGGGUACAAGAAAGAAGACAACCAGAAUGCAAUGCCCUUCAGCACCUACGAUAUCGACAAUGAUAACUGUUAUCCUUCAUGCUUCUUCAAUGGCACCAAAGUAAACAGCUGCAGUCAACACAACAACAAGAGCGGCUGGUGGUUCAGCAAGUGUGGUUUAGCCAACCUAAACGGGGUUCACCGUGUGACCAGAGGUAUAGACAUAGCAGGCAUUCAAUGGGACACAUGGAAGGAAAAUGAUUCGAUUGUCAAGAUAAAGUCUGCUUCCAUUAAAAUCAAGAGAACUCAUUAUCCAUUUUUUAAAUGAUGAUUAUGUUUGAAAUUUUAAUAUUAUUUUUAGAACAUCAUUAGUGUAUAUACAAUGAUUUAUUUAAAGGACAACACGUGGAAAACAACAAACUACAACAAACACGUAGAUGUAUUUAACCUUGUGUACUUUAUGUUUUUAGAUGUACUUUUUUGGAAUAAAAGAAAAUAAUAUUUGUAAGGUUUUGUGCCUGUAGCAGUGUAUGAUGCCUGAAACUGUGACCCAGAUUUUAGGGGCAUAACUAAAAAUCACGGGGCAGAUAGAUAAGGAGAGCCAUUAACUUGCACAUCCAUAUCAAAGUCUUUAGCUACAGAAUAGUGAAGAUAAGAACAGCUUUAUUUACAGUU
This is a messenger RNA of Rana temporaria (common frog), 1668 nucleotides long. It is a transcript of the gene ANGPTL5, whose product is annotated as angiopoietin like 5. The transcript is spliced from 8 exons. Lineage: Eukaryota; Metazoa; Chordata; Amphibia; Anura; Ranidae. The record is from RefSeq and is a predicted model, not a curated record. The coding region runs from base 116 to 1321 and encodes 401 amino acids.